This is a messenger RNA of Striga hermonthica, 5145 nucleotides long. The record is from the annotation of a GenBank genome assembly. Lineage: Eukaryota; Viridiplantae; Streptophyta; Magnoliopsida; Lamiales; Orobanchaceae.
AUGGAGUAUGUGGGCAGAAGGGUGAAGAAGGAGUCCCAAGGCCACGGCACGAGCUUUGGUUCGGUUCAGUCUUACGAGCCGUCGACUGAGGUUUUUAAGAUCGUGUACGACGGUGGAGAUUCCGAAGAAUUGGAGCUCGCGGAGGUUUCUUCUCUCUUGCUGUCCACCGACCCUCCACCUCCGCCUCCGCCGCCGUCCGAGGCUCCAGUCAGGAAGCGAGGCCGCCCAAAGAAGCGACGCCGCAUUGUGAAUAAAGGUACAGGCAACGGUGAUCUUAAAAUUGAGAGUGGGGUUAAUGAGAAUUUGUUAGGUGGAGAGGCGGGUUCUGGGGGCUUUGAUUUGAAUUCGAAUGAAGGAAUGGAUUUGGAUGUUGAUGCGCUUAACCCUAUCACUAGGGACGAUUAUGGGGUGAAUGGGGUUGGAGCUGGGGGAGACAUUCGUGGCUUGGAUUUGAAUGAGGUUGUGAAUAUGGAGUCAAAUGAGAAGUUGUGUCUGAAUAAUGGUGGCGUUGUUGGAAAUUCGGGAGAAACGAAAGAAAUUAUUGACCUGAAUGUGGAUGCAUAUGAAGAUUGCGAGACGUUAACAGAUGGGAGAAAAGGGCGUUGCUUUGACUUGAAUUUACAGUUGACCGAGGAUGAGGUGAGGAACUUGGAAGAACGUGAGCUGCAAAAGGGAGCAAAUGAAACUAUUCAUAACAAAGGAAAUAUGCAGUUGAAUGAAGUCUUGGUGGAGCAUGAUACCAAAGAAUAUUUAGUGAAUGUAGAUGAUGGAAAUCCUGUAGUGAAUGUAGAGAACAAAGAUGAUAGCCCAAUGAGGAACUGCGCUUCUGGGCUCGAUAACGGAAAUGUGGCUACACAACAAAUGAAAAGUGGUAGAAAGAGUAAAGAUACUUCGAUCAAUAAUAUCAAAGUAUCCUCCCUGGAGCCACGACAUGAGAACAUGAACUCAGAGUUGGAUAGUGUAGAAGGAACACCAUCGAGAAUGGGUGAUGAUUCGGUUGAUCACGAAAAUGGAAUUUUGGGAACUCUAACUAGAGGGAGAAGAGGUCGGAAGAGGAGAGAUUUAUCAGAUAAUAACGUUAUUUUGCCUACUCCUUCAACAGGAUUGAGAAGGAGCAGCCGUAGAGCAAAGAGAGAAGCUUUGUCUGAUUCUGAUCAAGUCCAAAAUGCGGCAGACUUGGAUGACACUGAUCCAAAGUUGUCAUCUCCAGCAAUUAGUUUCAUAUCUCAAGAAAAGAAAGUUGUAAAAUCUCGUCGAAAAUCUUCUCAUCCUGUUAUUCUUCCACCUAAACUGGAGCUGCCGCCGUCUUCUUGCAACUUGGAUCUAGAUGGAGUUCCUAUGUUUGAUUUAGUUUCUGUUUACGCAUUCUUGCGGUCAUUCAGCAUUUUGUUAUUUUUAAGUCCCUUUGAGUUGGUUGAUUUUGUGGCGAGUGUUAAAUGCAACGACUCGACAUUAUUAUUCGAUUCGAUUCAUGUUUCUUUAUUAAGAGCUUUACGUACGCAUCUUGAGUCACUUUCCAAUGAAGGUUCCGUGUCAGCAGCUGAUUGUCUAAGGUCUCUUAAUUGGGAUCUUCUUGACCUGAUUACGUGGCCAAUGUUUGCGGUUGAGUAUCUAUUAUUACACAGCCCUGGGUACAUUCCUGGCUUAGAUCGUUGUCACUUGAAGAUUCUUCUGAAUGACUAUUACAAACUGCCCAUCUCCGCAAAAGUUGAGAUACUGCGGCAUCUUUGUGAUGAUGUCAUUGAAGUAGAGGCAUUUAGGUCAGAGCUGAACCGAAGGAUGUCGGCAACAGAAUACCAGACGGACUUGAACCGUGAUUCGAAAUUUGAGAGUUUUCGUAAAAGAAAACCUGCCAUGGAUGUCGCUAGUAUGUCUUGUGUCAUGGAAGAAGAUGCCGAGGAACAUGCAGAUGGGAAUAGUGAUGAAUGUUGCCUUUGUAAGAUGGAUGGGAACUUGAUAUGCUGUGAUGGUUGCCCUGCAGCAUUCCAUUCAAGGUGUGUGGGUGUAGUCAGCAGGCUGUUGCCUGAGGGCGAUUGGUAUUGUCCUGAAUGUGCCAUUGAAAAGGAUAAGCCCAGCGUGAAAGUGGUGAAGUCAAUCCGAGGAGCAGAACUUUUGGGGAGUGAUGUUUAUGGACGGAUAUUUUAUAGUAGCUGCGGUUACCUGUUGGUGUUGGAGUCAUUCAAUGAAGAAUAUUCAUUUUGUUGCUAUGAUAGAAAUGACUUGUCUGGCCUUGUUGAAGUUCUGGAGUCAGCCCCAUUUGUCUAUGACUCUAUUAUAAGUGCAAUUUGUGAGCAUUGGAAUGUAAUUCGUGGAGUUGGUGGGGCCAAAAAUGUCCUUCACUCGCGAUCCUGUUCUGUACAGUCAACUCUUCCUGGAAAAGGGAAACUGCAGCAUAUAAAUAUGGCACCAUCAGAAAUUCUAAACAAGGAUGUGUCUUUUGCUGAAAAGAUGUCCGAUGAAAAAUCAAUAGCGUGUACUGGAAUUACUAAUUCCAGUAACACAGAACUUGAUAUUACAGAUAAUGGAAUAGUCAUUCUGGAGACCGGCAACAAUGGUUUGAAAAUGGAAAAUAAUGUGGCAAGUUCUGAAGGAUCAAAUGAAGUCUGUCAGACAUUCCCAAAAACUGACACUUUAAAAGGAAAUGGUCCUCCUGAUUCUUCUAUAAGAGGGCCUGAAAGUGUGAACGACUGUCAUAUUCCUGGGAAGCUUGGUGGAGAUCAUCACAUGACUUUGACCUCUGUAAAUGUUGAAAAAGAGAAUAAUCUUGGUUCAGAAAAUCAUAGCUUUGCACCUGACAGCAUAAACUUUGGAGUGUUGUCUCCAGCGCAUUGCCCGAUGAAUUAUGACAACUGUUAUGAGUUAGCUCGAAUAGCAUCUUCAUAUUAUGAAGCAUUCACUAGUAAAUCAUCUGAUAAGACCCCUGGAGCUCCCCUUAAAACUGUUGAAGAAUUUAUAGCAGGACAGGUGAAGGUUGUAUCGAACAGAUUUGCCGAAUUUUCGUGGUCAAAUAUUCAGAAUAAAAAUGUGAAGCUCAGGAAGGAAAGAUGUGGGUGGUGCUUCUUUUGCAGGUAUCCUGAUGAUGAAAAGGACUGCUUAUUUAUUAUGAAUGAUGCUAUUCCAGUUGUAGAGAACUUUACUUGUGAGGUUUUGGGAAUUCAGUCUGGAAAAAAUAGGAAGAACCAUCUUCUUGACAUCAUGUGCCAUAUCAUAUGCUUGGAAGAUCAUCUGCAGGGCCUUCUUUUAGGUCCAUGGUUAAAUCCACAUUACUCCAUGCAAUGGCGCAAAAGUGUUUUAGGAGUGGUUGACUUGGUUUCACUAAAGAAACUGCUGCUGAAGCUAGAAUCGAAUGUCCAUCAUCUAGCAAUUUCUGCGGACUGGCGAAAGCAUGUUGAUUCUGUUAUUACAAUGGGCUCUGCUUCUCAUAUUAUCAGCAGCUCUGCUCGAGCGUCCUCAAAGUAUGGCACUGGCAAGAAGAAGGCCAAGUCUUCUGAGUUGGGGACUGCCCCAUCUUCAAAUACCGCCACUGGACUUAGUUUUUUCUGGUGGAGAGGUGGGAGGGGUUCGCGUAUGCUAUUUAGUUGGAAGGUUUUACCUAACGCUCUGGUUUUGAAGGCUGCUCGGCAAGGUGGAGGCAAGAAGAUACCUGGUGUACUAUACCCCGAGAUAGGAGAAUAUGCCAAGCGAACUAAAUCUGCUUCUUGGAGAGCUGCAGUUGAGACAUCUACAAGUGUGGAGCAGCUGGCACUCCAGAUUAGGGAGCUCGACGCUAAUAUUAGAUGGGAGGAUAUUGGGAAUUCCAGCCUUAUCUCCAAGAUAGACAAGGACACCAAAAAACCUGUUAGAUCAUUCAAAAAGGUCAUAGUCCGUAGGAAGUGCUCUGAGGGAUCAGUGGUCAAGUAUCUGUUGGAUUUUGGAAAAAGAAGAUUUAUUCCUGAGGUUGUCGUGAAACAUGGAACCAUGCUUGAAGACUCAUCAAAUGAAAGGAAAAGAUAUUGGCUGGAAGAAUCUCAUAUGCCACUGCAUCUCUUGAAAUCCUUCGAGGAAAAGAGAGUUGCUCGUAAAUCUAAUAAGACGAUCUCUGGGAAACAUCAUGAGAGUGCCGGAAUAAUGAGGAAGUCUAUCAAGAAAAAAGGAUUCGAAUAUCUUUUCUCCAGAGCUGAGAGACCGGAGAACUAUCAGUGUGGUCAUUGCAAGAAAGAUGUUCCAAUCAGGGAGGCUGUUAGCUGCCAGCAUUGUGAAGGCUUUUUCCAUAAAAGGCAUGUACGGAAAUCUGUUGGGUCCACUAUAUGUGCAUUUACAUAUACUUGCCAUAAGUGCCAGGGUGGUCAGUCUGUGAAAGUUGAUGCAAAUAAGGCUAAAUCUCAGUCCCCAAAGCUGAAGAAUGCAUCGACACGACUGAAAACUUUACGCUCAACGAAAGGCAAAAAGAUGAGGAAAGUAAAGCGAAAAGUGAAGUCCAAAAACCUUAAAGGAGUUCCUUUGGUUGAACCACUGCGAAGAUCUGCCAGGAAUGCAGAACGUGUUGCGAAGCUACCUCUGCAGAGUACUAGGGUGAAGAAACGGAAGAAGAGAAAACAAGCUAAAACGGAAAAGGGCUUGUCUAAGAAGCCCAAAAUUAGUAGUUGUAAGAAGAAGAGGACACCUGUCAAUAGCAGUUACUGGCUAAAUGGUCUACAAUUAUCACAUAGGCGAAAUGAUGAAAGGUUGAUGCAUUUCAGGAGUAGGAUGCUUCUCGUGCUUCCUGGGGAAGUGACUUCUGUCCUCCAUAAACCAAAAUGCAGCCUGUGUGGUGAACUGGAGCAUAAGUCUGAUGUCGGUUAUGUGGCCUGUGAAAUUUGUGGAGUUUGGUUGCAUGUAGAUGCUUUGAAUCCUAGAGCUGGUGAGAUUGAAAAUGUUAUUGGCUUCAAGUGCCACUCGUGUUUGCAUAAACGGCCUCCUCUCUGCCCUCAUCCUUGUCCUAUUGAAAAGGACAAGGAUGAACUUAUUUCCGAAAAGAAGACUGAUACUGAGUGCACCAAGGAGAAGUCUAAUUGUUUGGCUAAACCAAGUGACAAAUCAGCAUGUCAGAAAUCUCAUUCAGACAGUGACUCCAAGGAUGAAUGUAUGACUGUCAAUUUUGAGAAGCAGCCGUCUGACACUGCCUGA